Messenger RNA from Dromiciops gliroides (monito del monte), 1754 nucleotides. RefSeq names its product tRNA (uracil(54)-C(5))-methyltransferase homolog. The record is from RefSeq and is a predicted model, not a curated record. The transcript is spliced from 14 exons. NCBI's taxonomy places the organism in Eukaryota, Metazoa, Chordata, Mammalia, Microbiotheria, Microbiotheriidae. The coding region runs from base 222 to 1691 and encodes 489 amino acids. Gene Ontology annotation, molecular function: RNA methyltransferase activity. Gene Ontology annotation, biological process: RNA processing.
AGCCCCUCCCUGCCGGCCUAGCCCGCCCGGAAGUGGCUGCGGAGUGGCGAUGGGGCUGGGAAGAGCCUCUGGUCUCAUGUUUUCCGGGUCCGCUCCACUUCCGCCGUCAGUGCUGCCCAGAAGGUGCCGGGAGAGGGGGAGCCUCUUCCACGUGGGACAGCUCAGUGAGCCUCAAGCUACCUCUUGGUCAAGGCCCUGCAGACUUGAGAGGGAAGUGACUGAUGGCCAGCCCGAGGUCCAUCCUGCCGUCAGGGGCUCUCUUUGCCCAAAGGAGACUGCUUCUCUGCUUGGCCCGGGAUUCCCAGAGGCAUCCCCAAGCGUCUCUGUCCUCAGCAGGGCAGGGAAUCCUCACCCGGGCAGCCUGUGAGCGUAGCCGUGGAGCGCAGUCAGGCCGAGACCUGGAUGCCUGGCAGGAAAGGUUGGCAGACCAACUGCUGCCUCUCUGGAGACUUAACUAUGAUGAACAACUAAAGGUCAAGUUUGAAGUGACAAAGAAGACCUUGGAGCAGCUCCAGAAUCGUCUCCUCAAGCUAGGCGCUGCGGUGGUGGAGGCCCAAGGCCUGGGAGCUCUCCUGCAGCCUUUCAUCCCGUCGCCUGUCAUCAAUGGUUAUAGAAACAAAUCUGUCUUCUCGAUAAACCGGGGCCCAGAUGGUCACCCGAGGACAGUGGGGUGCUUCCUGAGAUCCCCCGGAGGAAAGAAGCUGUUCUGUGUUCCUGCCGGCCAUCUGAGAAAUCUUCCUGCCAAGCACCAUCGGGUCGCUCAGUGCUAUGAGGCAUUUCUGCUACAACCCCCCCUGGACCCCAGCCUUGACACGCGCGAGCUCGGGCCCUGGCGUCGGCUGAGAGUGAGAACCAACAGCCGAGGACAGGCGAUGGCCAUCAUCACUUUUCAUGCGCGGGGACUGAGUGAGGAGGCCGUCUGUGUUCAGAAAGAGCGUGCCAAGGAGUUCUUCACGUCAGGACAGGGAUCUGAGUGUGACCUGACCUCCCUCUACCUGAAAGAGAGGGUUGCACCUGGCCCAGGGCUCCCUGGCUUCCACCGCUACCAGCUCCUGGCAGGGGAGCCCCACAUCUUCGAGGACGUCCUGGGCUUGAAACUGCGUAUCUCUCCAGGGGCCUUUUUCCCCCUGAACACAGGUGCCACUGAGGCACUCCUUGGAGUUGUGGCAGAGCUGGGCAUGGUGGACCAAAGCACAACCAUCCUUGACCUCAGCCACGGCACAGGUGCCAUGGGGCUCUGCCUAGCUCAGUGGGCAGCCCAGGUCCUCAGCGUGCGGAUGCUUGGGCAGGCUGUAGAGGAUGCCAGGUGGAGCGCGGCCUCCAACGAGAUCACCAACUGGGAAGGCCAGCGGCAGGACGUGGAGAAGGUCAUGGCUCGGCUCAAGAAGGUUCAAGGCUCCAGUGGGGCGCUGGUGGCACUGCUGGACCCGGCUGGUGCUGCACUGCCUCACAGGGUCAUCCGUGCCAUCCGGGGCUGCCCAGCCAUCCAGAAGCUAGUGUUCGUCUCUGGCCGGCCCCAUGGGCAAGACAUGGAGAGCUUCCUUCAGCUGUGCUGCCCUGUGCCCCCCGGCCAGGAAGUGCCCCCCGGCCAGGAUCUGCCCGGUCAGCCUUUUGUGCUGAGCCAGGCUGUGCCCGUGGACACGCUCCCACACACGCUGUCCUCGCAGCUGGUUCUGGCCUUCACCCGCUGACUCUUGGCCAGAGGGGCCUCACACCUGGCUCCCCUCACUCCCAAUAAAUGGCUGUGGACAUAG